This is a messenger RNA of Lodderomyces elongisporus, 1566 nucleotides long. It is a transcript of the gene RPD3, whose product is annotated as Rpd3p. The record is from RefSeq and is a predicted model, not a curated record. The transcript has a single exon. Gene Ontology annotation, cellular component: nucleus; Rpd3L-Expanded complex. Bases 1 to 1566 code for a protein of 521 amino acids. Gene Ontology annotation, biological process: negative regulation of transcription by RNA polymerase II. Gene Ontology annotation, molecular function: histone deacetylase activity. Lineage: Eukaryota; Fungi; Ascomycota; Pichiomycetes; Serinales; Debaryomycetaceae.
AUGUACGUUGAACUACCCUUUGAUGAAUUAAAAGUGGGUACUUCGAAACGACGGGUAGCUUACUUUUACGAUCAGGAUGUUGGUAAUUACUUCUAUGGUACUGGACAUUGUAUGAAACCACACCGAAUAAGAAUGACGCAUUCAUUGAUUAUGAAUUACGAACUAUACAAGAAGAUGGAGAUUUAUCGAGCUGAGCCAGCUACAAAUUUGGAGCUCACCCAGUUCCAUAGCGACGAGUAUAUCGAUUUUAUUGAUCGUGUUACGCCAGACAAUCUACACUUGUUUCCUCGAGAAGCACAGAUAUUCAAUGUUGGAGAGGAUUGUCCAGUGUUUGAUGGGUUGAACGAAUUUUGUAAGAUAUCGUGCGGUGGUUCAAUGGAAGGCGCUGCAAGAUUAAACAAUGGCGACGCCGAUGUGGCAAUAAAUUAUGCUGGUGGUUUGCAUCAUGCUAAAAAGUCGGAAGCUUCGGGGUUUUGCUACACAAAUGAUAUUGUUCUAGCGAUUAUCGAAUUGCUUCGUAAGCAUCCAAGAGUAUUGUACAUCGAUACUGAUGUUCACCAUGGUGAUGGUGUUGAGGAAGCUUUCUACACAAAUGACCGAGUGAUGACUUGUUCGUUCCAUAAAUUUGGUGAGUUUUUCCCCGGUACCGGUAAUGUAGGUGAUAUUGGUAUAGGUAAAGGGAAGUACUAUUCAGUUAAUGUACCCUUGAGAGAUGGAAUUGAUGAUGCAUCUUAUAAAUCAAUAUUUGAGCCCAUAAUACUGAAGAUUGUUGAGUGGUACCAGCCAUCAGCUAUUGUUUUGCAGUGUGGAGGUGACUCAUUGAGCGGAGACAGGUUGGGUCCUUUCAACUUGUCAAUGAGAGGACACGCAAAUUGUGUCAAUUUUGUGCGUUCUUUGGGGCUUCCAAUGAUGGUACUUGGUGGAGGUGGGUAUACUAUAAGAAAUGUAGCUCGAACAUGGGCAUUUGAGACUGGUAUUUGCAAUGGUGUGCUUUUGCCGAAGGAACUACCAUACAAUGGCUAUUAUGAGUAUUACGCGCCCACGUUUGAACUCGAUGUUCGAUCAUCGAAUAUGAAUAAUGCAAACUCAAAAGAGUACUUGGAUAAGAUACUUACUCAAAUUGUAACCAAUCUCGAUCAUACGAAGCAUGCACCUUCGGUGCAAAUGCAAGAUGUCCCCAUGGACAAGGAAGAUCUUGGUGAUGUGUAUGAAGACGCGGCAAAAGCGAUUGACACAAAAGGAGGAUCACAAAUGCAAAGAGAUAAAACAAUUGAAAAUGGAAAUGAAUUCUACAGCGAUGAGCUGAAGGAUGUCGAGGAACGCAACAUUGCUGUGCAUGAUACGUCUUUGGCGUCACACAAUGCAACGUCGAAUCAGAAUAAUCAAGCUGGCAAUUCUGGUGCUAUGAAUGGUGCCACGGACAAUACCACUGACGUUCAAGAAGUUGCAGCUGCAGAAUCCCGUAAAGACAAUGAACAUGCAGCUAUAUUGUUUGAAGAAGAAAAAGCGGAAAUAGACGAAUUGAAUAGGGUCCAUGAUCAGCAAGAUCAGGAGAUGGCAGACUAA